AUUGAUCGUGAAAGAGAAGAGUUGAGAACAAGAGUUUGUGAACUGGAGGCGAGACUUCGAGGUGAGGAGACAAUACGACGUCAGCUUCAUAAUAAAGUACAAGAGUUGAAGGGUAACAUUCGCGUCUAUUGUCGUGUUCGGCCAAGUCUGCCUUCAGAAACUAGUGUUUCGCUCAUUAAUAUGGAGUUCGCCAAUGACACUGAUAUUAUUGUACGCAAUAACAGCAAGUCUAGUACUUUGUCUAAGAAAAGCCAACAAGCCAGAAUGUCAUUUUCAUUUGACAAAGCAUUUUGUCCAGAAACCACUCAAGUAACGAUUUAUCAAGAAACAGCACAGCUAGUUCAAAGUGUGCUUGAUGGAUACAAUGUUUGCAUCUUUGCGUAUGGUCAGACUGGAUCAGGUAAAACAUUUACAAUGGAAAGUGAUAUCAAAGGCCGUGAUACGUGGGGUGUGAUACCACGUGCUAUGGAACAAGUCUUCUUUAGUGCCAAGGAUCUCAUGAGUAAAGGUUGGAAGUACGAGAUACAAGCGUCUUUUCUCGAAAUAUACACCGAGACAAUACGUGAUCUCCUUGGAAACCCUGACAGCAAACAUGAGAUUAAACAAGUAACCACAAACAAUGGCAAACAAGUCAACGAUGUGUUUGUUACCAACUUGAAAGCCGUUGCCGUUACAUCAUCCGAUCAAGUGUCCAGUUUACUUCGAAAGGCUUACGAAAAUCGUUCUGUGGCCGCUACAAACUGUAACGAUCGCUCGUCGAGAAGUCACUCUGUCUUUCAACUAAAACUCGUCGGGAGUAAUGAGAUAAAUGGGGAACUAAGUCAAGGGGUAUUGAGUUUGGUUGAUCUGGCGGGUUCUGAAAGUAUAAGUCAAUCCGGAUCAACAGGAUUAAGACUUAAGGAAGCUAAACACAUAAACCAGAGCCUCACACAUUUGGGUACAGUCUUCAACUCCUUGGCUAAGAAGGCUAGUCACGUGCCUUAUAGAAACUCGAAAUUAACUCAUUUGUUGCAAAACUCUCUUGGUGGUAACAGUAAAAGUUUGAUGUUCGUGAAUGUUUCUCCUCGCGAGGACUCUUUCCAGGAAACCCUAUGUUCACUUCGAUUUGCCACUCAGGUAUGAUUCGUAUAUGUCAUAGCAUGAUUUCGAGUGCAAUUCGGGGAAAACAUGCACGAGUGAGUUUUUCAAA
Molecule: messenger RNA, 1189 nt
Organism: Xenia sp. Carnegie-2017
Lineage: Eukaryota; Metazoa; Cnidaria; Anthozoa; Malacalcyonacea; Xeniidae
Product: carboxy-terminal kinesin 2-like
Exons: 7
Biological process (GO): microtubule-based movement
Molecular function (GO): ATP binding; microtubule binding; microtubule motor activity
Source: RefSeq, a predicted model, not a curated record